AUGGCGGCGGAGGAGGAGGAGGCCGCGCUGCCGCCCCAGAAGCGCUUCUACCGGCAGCGCGCGCACUCGAACCCGCUGGCCGACCACACCCUGCGCUACCCCCCCCGCCCUCAGGACAUGGACUGGGCCUCGCUGUUCCCGAGCUUUUUUCCGCCCGACGCCCCCCCCGGGACCCCCCCGGCCCGCGUGGAGUUCGCAGACGUGGGGUGCGGCUACGGGGGGCUGCUGGUGGCGCUGGCCGAGCGCUUCCCGCAGACGCUGUCGCUGGGGCUGGAGCUGCGGGGGAAGGUGGCCGCGUUCACCCGCGCCAGGAUCCGGGCGCUGCGGGCGGCUCAGCCCGGCCGCUUCGGCAACGUGGCCUGUGUGAGAGGCAACGCCAUGAAACACCUGCCUCACUUCUUCCACCGAGCCCAGCUCUCCAAGCUGUUUUUCCUGUUCCCUGAUCCCCAUUUCAAGCGCACGAAGCACAAGUGGAGAAUCAUCAGCCCCGCCAUGCUGGCGGAGUACGGCUACGUGCUGCGCCCCGGGGGUCUGGUGUACACGGUGACAGACGUGCCUGAGCUGCAUCAGUGGAUGCUGCAGCAUUUUGGGGAGCACCCCCUGUUUGAGCCCCUGCCCCCUGCCCAGCUGGCCGCGGACCCGCUGGUGCCGCUGCUGCCGUCGGUGACGGAGGAGGGACAGAGGGCCCGGCGUGCGGGACGCCCCCCCUGCACCGCCGUGUUCCGCCGCCGCCCCGACCCCCCCCCGGGGGGACCCUGA
This is a messenger RNA of Pseudopodoces humilis (Tibetan ground-tit), 759 nucleotides long. RefSeq names its product methyltransferase 1, tRNA methylguanosine (gene METTL1). The record is from RefSeq and is a predicted model, not a curated record. Gene Ontology annotation, cellular component: tRNA methyltransferase complex. Gene Ontology annotation, biological process: RNA (guanine-N7)-methylation; tRNA methylation. Lineage: Eukaryota; Metazoa; Chordata; Aves; Passeriformes; Paridae. Gene Ontology annotation, molecular function: tRNA (guanine(46)-N7)-methyltransferase activity.